CCAAACCCUAGACUAAAUGAAAUCGCUGCUGCAGUACGUAAUUUGCAGGGAGCAAUUCAAGAAGAUACAGGGAUUCCAACAGGUCAGAGCUGCAACGUGUCAAACAUGCUGCCUCAACCAUUGGAAAGAGCACUUUCCAAUAGGAGUCUUUGUGGUGUUCAGGGCUCACCACCUUCACAGCCACUCAAGCCACUUAUUGCAACCUGUGAUAAAGAAAGUUUUGAUCCAGAUUCUAUUCAUCGCCCGACCCCACAAAAAUGUGUCAGCAAAUGCAAAAAUGUAGGGAAGAAAGUUUCUAGAAGGAAGAACCCUUUCAGCGUAUACAUUGAUGUCAAUGAUGAUGCCAACCAUUUUCUGCAGAAUAAAGAGCCUGAAGUUGUAUCAAAUGUCAACAUAAGGUCAACUCUAGGACCAGUAUCCACACAAAAAACAACAAACAGUGCAAAGUCAAAGAAGUCUUUCAACACAAGACAGACAAGAAGUUCCAGAAGAGCAAUGCCAAAAAAUCACCUUGAAGAAAGCAGAGAUGGAACCACUGUCAAUGAAGAGCUACUUCAUAUGAUAGAUACCUUACCAUUCCAACCAUUUUCUAAAGGAGACUCAACUUCUCAGGCGAUGGAUGAAACUUCGAUGGCAGAUGAAACUCAACAGGAUCAUAUACUUCCAGCUAACCAUGGGUCAUCUCAGUUAGCUGAAUCUGAGUGCCUCGUAGAUCGCCAAAUCACAGACUGUAAACGGAGAAGUCAGAUUACUUUUGGACAGCCUACGCGUGUUGCAUGUUCAACAACUAUUGCCGAGGCCGACUCGUCUAUGAAGCCGAGUCCUUGUGACAACUCAUUUUUCAUCGAAAACGGCGUUUCUUUUUCGCCAACUUUGACGUCUGUACCCACAAAUGGUGACUACAAAGGGGAUGAAGGUGAAGUGUCCAGCACCAAAUUUGAGUGUUGUUCACCUUGUAGUUUGGAUACCAAGCAAAGUGUUUCCAUUUUACCAUCGCAGGACUGUCAUGAACAGCAAUGUAAUACAUCCGUAGACGAGAUCCAAGGUACAAAUCAACGAGAAAGUUCUCCUAAAAGGGAAGAAUCCUUAUUUGAUGGUGUUACCGAAAGCGAGGUUGUCAAAACCGAAAAUUCUGCAAGAAGGGCACAAGAGGGACCGUUGUUGACCUGUAAAGGUAGAAAAAACAACGAUAAUCUUUCGCCUCAGUCGUCAAAGAGAGGGUUAUCUUCCGAAAGGUUACCAAGUUGUUCCAAGAAUCGCGUUCAAGAAAGUUUGGACUUCGAAGGCUUAGUUUCUUUGUUUGAUGAUCCUCUUACAAGUGAAGAUGGGGAGAAACUGCCAAAAGCAGAUGACAACUCAAAAAAGCAUCCAGAUGCCCGUCAACACGAAGAGGAGACGUUUCCACUCACUGAGAAAAGUUCUGCUCAUUGUGAAGAAUCGCAGAAUCAAGCAACUGAAUCUGAUUUGUGCGAACGAGUUAAGAUGAGGCGGAGGCGUCGAACAUCGGAGUUUUCGUUGCCAUCAAGCAAACGUUCUGAGGCUUCAAAGAAAUCUCUGCAAUUGAAAACUAAGACGAAAAAGAGAUACGUAGAAUCUGCAGCUACUCUAACCAGCGACGGUGACAGAUUUUCUGGAAACACUCGUAAGAAGUUGAAACAAGUUGAGGAUCCUUUGGUUAAUAAGAAGUCUCCUAUCGAAGAAGGAGAAGCGAAAGAAUUACGGGAGGAUAGAGAAAAAAAGGAAGAAAUGCAUACUAAUAGAAUGAUUUUGCAGUCUGUGAAACACGAUGAACAAGCACAAGAUGGUUCUAAAUGCGGAAGUGAUAGUGGCAAGACCGUACUUUCAAGCGAGAUAAUUCAAGCCAGUGUUUCUUCCUCAGAUAUAUCUCCUACGACAGUUAUUAAUCCGAUGAUUGCUCAUGUUGAUCAAGGUGAAGAGAACUCUCGGAGAGGAAUGGAAACACAAGGAUCAAUCUCGCAAAGAAAUAUGGAAAACAACCAGAGAGAAGUCACCGCACUCAACAGCGUGAUAGUGAGUACUCUGACUGAGAAUGCAGAGAGCACGGAGAGUCCUGAAAUAAAACUGAUUUCGGAUAGAAAUAAAGAAAAUCUAACAAAUCUCGAAACGCAAGACCAGGAAAACGAUUACCAGCAUAGAGAAACAAGAAACGAAAAGAGAAAAUUUCAUGAGGAAGAUGCAAACUGGAGUGGGUCUAAACCAGAAGUAUUGGAGAUUCGUCACCAUCAGUACCAGACCUUUUACCCAAAUGAGAUGACACCGACGGCAAGUGGUAACCAAGGUUUACCACUCCAAAAAGGGGCGGAAGAACACGAGCCUGAUCUGGUUAAAACUAGUGAUUCCCCUAACUCUUUACUAGAGGCAGAAUGUGAACAUGAAGACCAUUUGAGGUGUUCUUUCACCUGGAAUUCUCACGGAGACACUGUGACAGAAAUGAAAGAGAUAGUGGAAGGUUGUAAUGGUCAAUUGUUGAACGAGACCGAACAUUUAACACCCCAGAAAUCAAGUCAGAAAGGGCAAAUCGCAGAUGACACUCCAACAGAAAGUUCCUUGGAAUUUUUGGAUGCGAUGACACCAUGUUUGUUUGUAAACGAUGGCCUAAAAAUGGGAGACCAAAGCAGCCCUUCUAAUGCAGCAGAUUUUAGAACUUCUACCUUUAGUAUGGGCAAAACUGAAGAAGAGAACAGCUUGGAUGUGCAAAACGAUGGCUGCCAUGGAGAAAAUUCUCGAGAUGGUAUCAAAGUCGAACAUGGGAAUGAUGAUCGAGAGAAAGACGUUGACUUGGCUCGUUGCUCUGAAGGUGUUGGAGAGAUAUUGUCCAAUACAGACGGAACUCAGAGUUUUGAGACCAGUCAAAGUAUAUCUGUUCUCCAUGGUUUGGAAUUUCCACCACAUGAUCAAUCCCAAGAUAGCACUAACUGCAGUGAAACCAUACCAGACCUUGGCAGAUCUUCAAAGCAUUUCCAAAAGCAGUCUGAAGAGGAUGCUUCUUGGGCGGAACCGUUUCCAAAGAAAACCAGAAAAAUUGAGGUGAUUUCGACAUCGCAGGAUGAUACAUGCCCAGAUCUUUCACGUAAGCUAGGGAGUGGUACGAGAAUUAAGAAGAAUCGUGACUCGGAGUGCGUGGAAAGUGAAGUUAUACCACCUACUCCACCGGUUAAACCCGUCCCAAAACAUGCUCUUGGCAACCAAAAUCAGUCUCCUUCGAAGCUGUCACAUCCCAAUGCAAAUCUGCAGAAGAAUGACGCUGUGAGGUCUCGACUGGAACAUCCAGUUGUGAAACGAAGUAGGCGUAGUAAGAGCCCUCGUGUUUCACAAUCUGCAACCUCCAGUUCUACACGUUCUUCUGCUAACAGUGAGCAGAGUGAAAGCUGUACGUCUUUACUGAAGAACCUUGAGACCAUCGUGCCUGACCUUAGUAAGGAGUUUGAGUCUUCACAAGGCAGGAAGCCAGGAACUGCAGUCACUGAAUGGAACGCCACACCAAGUCAAUCACCCGAGGAAUUCGAAAUGAAUAAGAAUUUGAGUGAUAAAACAUCAAGUGAUCGUUGCUUUUCCCAGGACAAAACUUUCAGCCAGAGUUCUCACAAUAAAAUUCGAUCCGAUGUUUUAAAUUCUAAAGAAAGAACUUGCAAGAACUUGGGUGAUAUGCCUUGCCCUGAUGCAGCAAAAUCAAAUUCGUCGCCACAAACAUCCACUUUAGAUAAAAAACAUGUCCACGGUGACGUGGAGGAUUCUUUUUCCUGGACAGGUACUAAAGACAAAAGAAAUUCUCAAAUUUCUCCUUUCCCUUCGUAUGAUGAUAUUGCGGAUAAGAAUAUUGAAGAUGUUGGUGAUGUUUUCAAAAACAAAUUAGGAGAGGCAAAUGUGCGCGUCAGUGGUGAACAAGACUGUUUUCAUGGCGAUUACGAUGAAAGGGAUAUCUCUCAUAGAGUUGAUAGAAGGCGCAAAAGUCCUUAUAGCAUUAUGGAUGAAGGGAAUGCCCUUGUUAGUGAUAAUGAAGGAGAUUCUUCAAGUGAUGAAGUCUUGCUGAAGCCCGUGUUUCUCCCCAAGCCAUCUGAAUCUGACCCAAAUGACAAAUCCGGCGAAGAAGACGAAGAUGAUGAAGAGGAAUUGCAAUCAUUUUCACAGGAACUGAUUCCAUCUGAUGAGGACAGAGAGGACGAGGACGACGACGGAAUAUAUUCGUGCAAAGCUUUGGAUAGUACUGGUGCUUCGUCGGCUACAGUUUUAUCAGAAGCUGCCGCCUCUACUCAGAAAAUGGAGGUACUUCGCCAGGAUGUUGAAGCGAUGGAACGAGAGAUGGAUGAGCUUAGAGCUUAUCUCGCUAAAACAGACGAGCAACAAAAAGAAGAAAAUAUGGCGAUGGAUGAUGACAUGGAUUGUAUGGAAGAAGAUCCUCGUGAUUGUGCCACCAUAGCGUCUUCACUCACUCCACCCCCACCGCUGACGCCAAAGAGCAUCCCUCCCAUGCGACAACUGUCCUCUCCUCUGAAAAAAGCUUCGCGCUAUCUAAAUCAGGAGGGGCAGUCGUCAGAUGAAGAUGGAGAUGAAGACAUUGAUGGUGAGGACAUAACUACGAGCAAUAGAAGGGAAAACUGCACACUGAUAAGUACGCCUUGUAACGGAAAAGACAGUCUUAAAAAGAAAGAAGAUGCUGUCAAAUCGUGCUCGCGGAAGCGUCCUCUGUCACCGAGUUACGAAGAUGAUGGAUUAAGCAUCACGGAGGUUGAAAACCGAUAUGACAAGACGCCUUCGCCACCGCGCAGUUCUCGCACAAGUCAAAAAUCUCAGGAAAGAGAUGAGGAUUUAAUUGUUAUUGAUGAUAGGGACACUGUGAAUUCCAAGAAGGGUUCACUUUUGCUUGUUAAGAGAAGAAAAGUUGUGGAUGAACUUGUUCCAAGAAAAUCGCCAGUUGUUAGCUUGCUGUUUACGAGAACAGUGAAAGAUGUCAAUACGGCCAGUCAAUCUCCAAUAUCACAUGGGUUGGCAAAAGGACUAUCGCCUAGUAAUAAGAGAUCUCCUUUCAUUUAUUCACGCAAGCGCGCUGCUGAAGCCCCCACAAUCUGUGUACGGAGCUCUAAGGUGCUAGUGUCGCCUGAAACCGCGUCUCGCGACGAUAGGCCGCGUGACCGAGCAAGGGGUGGGACAUGUGAUGCUCGAUCUCAAGAGACUGCAUCAGGAGAUUCUGUGUCAGCUGGAGGCCUGUUGACUGAGGGUGUGACCCGUGCUCAAGGUCAGGUAUCCGAUAAGACAUUCAUAGAACUGAGCACUGCCUCUAACACACCAGAGAGUCCGAGAAACCGGAAGAAGGACAACUCAGGAAGUGAGAUGACUAAACCUCCAUCUUUUGUGGCUACUCGUCUAAAUAGGAAACAGCUGGCGGAUGCUCGUGUUCUUGCCGAAACGUAUGGCGGGAAGCUGGCUAGCGAGUUCAACAGCAAGACUACUCACGUGAUCAUGGCAACAGAUGAAAACAUGCAGGUGACACGUCACAGUUAUACCAUGAAGUACCUACUGGGAUUAGCUCUUGGCAAAUGGAUCGUCAGUCAUCACUGGAUCACUGCUUGUGUUGCAGCCAAAACUCUGGUAGCGGAGGCGGAUUAUGAAGUGAAGGGUGACGCGGAUCUUGGACAAUCUUCUAUUCCUUGCUUGGCAAGAACAGCUAGAAGUAACAAGGAAGCACUAUUGUUUGAAGACUUUCACGUUCUCUGCUUUGGCAAGUUUGGUGCAGCGGUCGCGAAAGACCAACUCAGCCAGUUAUUAAAAUUUUGUGGAGCACGUGUCUUUUCCGAUGUUGAAAAUUUAAAAAGAAUCGGGAAGGAUGCCCGAAAAGUAGUUGUUUUUGAUAAAGAAACGAAAAUCAACGUUGAUCACUUGAAAGCUGUCUGCUGUCACUUGAACACUAUCCCUGUGUCCUUGGAGUGGGUAACAGACAGCAUAGCAAAUUAC
Molecule: messenger RNA, 5970 nt
Organism: Stylophora pistillata
Lineage: Eukaryota; Metazoa; Cnidaria; Anthozoa; Scleractinia; Pocilloporidae
Biological process (GO): double-strand break repair via homologous recombination; positive regulation of transcription by RNA polymerase II
Cellular component (GO): BRCA1-A complex; BRCA1-BARD1 complex
Molecular function (GO): metal ion binding; ubiquitin-protein transferase activity
Source: RefSeq, a predicted model, not a curated record